AAAUGACUAGAACAAGAAGAUGGGCGAAUCCAACGUUGGUAGUGAGAGUGUUGGUGCUGGUGGAGGGAGACCAAGGCUUGUUCUGCAACCUCGGUCUCUGUCGGUGUCCAAUAAAGGGGGGGAUGGGAAAGUGGGGAAACCUAAGGGGUUAGUCCAUUCGGAGAAGCGAGGCCAAGGGAGCAAACCUGAUGGGAUUGCCUCAAGGAUUGUAUUUCUUGGUGAGGAAUAAAAAUCACUUUGAUGAAUUGAAGAAAGCUAUGCUACCUAACUUUUUGUGGACCAAACCUGAGGGUUUCCCAGAUGAGCUUCCACUGUAUGAACUGCUCAGAUCUGAUUGUCGGCAGCUUGCAAAGCAGCUUACGUGCCACCAGGACAUUGCAAGUGAUGGUUGCUUCAGCCUUGGUAUGUUGGCCCGUAUGGAACCUACUUUGCGUGAAAAGAAUGUCUGGAUGUAUCCACGAUUAUUUUGGGAAACUGGAGUCCUUGGACAGGUGUUGUACCUUCUUAAAGCACAUGCUAUUGGAAUCUCAGCAACCGGAAUUGGUUGCUUCUUUGAUGACCCUGGUAUGAUUCUUUGUUCACCACUGCUUUGAGAACUUUUAUGGUUUGCUUUCAGGAUUAUGUUAUUGGUAGUUUCAUUUGGAUGAAGCAAAAGCCAUAUUAAUUCGUAUAAGUUACAAUUUUAAUUGGAAAUUACAAGGGCUUAUGUGUUAUGUAAAGUUUAUGAAUGUUUUGGGAGAUUUGAUUGAAAUGAAUUGGAUGAUGUUCAGAAAACUAUGGCCUUAUAUAAGUGAUAUUGGAUGCAUCUAUGUUCCGAAAUCUAAAAGCCUAGGAUUAAAUGCAAUUGGAAGAACAAUACUUCUUUUUCCCAUAAUUUGAAAAGUCCACACAUCUUUUCACUUUUGAUCAAUUAUUGAUGUGGUUGAACGUUUAUCUUAAUUGCUUUUUUGAAUGAAUAAUUGGAAGCAUUGUACCAUAAAUAUCAAUUCCAACUGUAAUUGAUUUGAUUGGCAUGGUUAUAGAUAGAUGUACAUGAUUCAUAGGUCAAAAUUAACCUGUGAAAUACUAAAUGAGUUUAUUUAUAUAAUUGAAGUUUGAAGAAAUUUAUUUGCUUAAAUUUCUAUAAAAAUAGAUUUAUUCAAGAAGAAAUAUAUUAAUAAAUUAAGAUGUUUGGCAUAUUAUCGAGAAA
Messenger RNA from Vigna umbellata (rice bean), 1189 nucleotides. Lineage: Eukaryota; Viridiplantae; Streptophyta; Magnoliopsida; Fabales; Fabaceae. The record is from RefSeq and is a predicted model, not a curated record.